Synchytrium microbalum is the source of this 3078-nucleotide messenger RNA. RefSeq lists its product as uncharacterized. Gene Ontology annotation, molecular function: oxidoreductase activity, acting on the CH-NH2 group of donors, oxygen as acceptor; copper ion binding. The coding region runs from base 1 to 3078 and encodes 1025 amino acids. The transcript has 24 exons. Gene Ontology annotation, cellular component: membrane; transcription factor TFIIH holo complex; transcription factor TFIIH core complex. The record is from RefSeq and is a predicted model, not a curated record. Gene Ontology annotation, biological process: transcription by RNA polymerase II; vesicle-mediated transport; transcription by RNA polymerase I. Lineage: Eukaryota; Fungi; Chytridiomycota; Chytridiomycetes; Synchytriales; Synchytriaceae.
AUGGGCGACGUUCUCGCAGACUACCCUGUAAAGUACAAAAAGAAGGAUGGGACAUUACGAUUUACAAAGAGUCGAAUCUAUUGUACAUUACAGGGGAGUACGACUCCUGCUGUCACCAUCAUGGGUGCUGAUAUCACAAAGCAGCAUGUAACCGCAGAAGGAGCUGCGGAACCAAAGCUCAAGAUUGAUACAACUACAACAAGCUAUACGUUUGCCUUCCCUUCCUCCCAAGCUCGCGAUGCUGUAAAAGAACGAGUCGCCACCUACUCGGCAAACAAUGGGGCUGCUUCUGCUCCUGCUCAAGCCUCUAGUAGUAACGCUAUGACUGUACGAAAGAAGGAAGGGCCUGGCAAGAGUACAUCUCCACGUCCGUCAAGAUCCGGUUCUACUGUGGCAUUACUAAAGAGAAAGAGAGGCGAUGUGGAAGUACCUGCAGUGGAAAUAGAAGCAAGGAAACAGCUACUAUCAAAGAGCCCAGAGUUGGGAAAGCUAUUCAGGGAACUGGUUGUGACUGGUAUGGUCGAUGAAGAUGAGUUCUGGGAAAUGAGACGUUCCGAGCUGGAAACUGCCACUUUUGCAGCAACUCAAAAGAGCGGAAAUCUAUAUCACUCGUUGGCAGAUAUUCGACCUGUUGAGGCAGAUGGUAACGAGACCAUUGUCAUCACUACUGAAAAGGUUCACUCAAUGUUCCUCCAGAAUCCUGCUCUGCAGCAGGCAUACAACGAAAACGUUCCAGACAAGAUCCCUGAAAAGGAGUUCUGGACUCGUUAUUUUCAAUCGAAAUAUUUUUACAAAUCACGACGUGCAACUGGUUCAUCAGCAACACUGGGCCAGUCAGACAAGUUGUUUGAUACACUCAAGGACGUUCUUGACAUUGAUGCCAAUCCGGAUCCAAGGCGAUUAGCUUAUGACGCCUCAAACAAGCUAGUUGACUUGAGUUUGACGGCUGAAGACCAUCAAGAGGUCGGGAAUGCUCCAGAUUCAACAAUGCAGGCUGGAAACAAGAGAGAAUAUCUUCCGGUCAUACGCAAAUUCAACAGAAUCUCAGAAGAUGUUUUGAAGCAGACGCAGAAGGAUUCGAAUCCUCGAAAGAAGGUCGAUCGAAGUGCAAAGGCCAUGGAUUCUGUCUAUGCCAAAGAAACCGAAUUGGAAGAACUGGAAGCUCCCAAAGAACGAGAAGCUCAGCCGCUCGCCAUUCAGGAAGAUGAUUAUUUCGAAAAUCAGGCUGCAGUACUGUCAAAUACAACCAAUGGAAAUGAUCGUCACUCAUCACAGGGAGAGUUGGAUGCUUUUUCAAAAUCCAUGCAAACCUGGUUACCCAAAUUCUCGCCAAAUAUUGCUAUUUUCAGGACGGACGCUGUGCUCCGAUCUGCUACUGAAGGUGCUAAAAGGAGAAAACUUGGACACACGACGGACCAACGUCCGUCAAUCGACAUAUACCCACAAUUGGUUGAACGUCAGAAUUCAACUCUUGAAUUGCUCAGACACUUUUGGGGUGCCUUCUCUCGGCCAGCGAAAGCAGCCAAAGCCGAUAAAUUGGCGGGAACUCUCCGAACUACUUUGACGGUCAUUGAAGCAUUCCUACGUGAAAAUUCGGCAAAUCCAACAGCCGUUACGUUGAUGUCGUCAACUCGUCAAGCUCUGGAAAAAGCCAUCAAAGCCUAUGAAAGUCGCACCAUUAUCAUCGACUACAUGGAUGCUGAAUCUGAUCUCUGUCUCAUUCAUGAAAACUGUUUGAGUGGAACUGGCCGUCGAAAGAUCCUGCGAUUUUCAACAAUGGUUCACAAUCGUGGGACAGCUGAUGCAGUGUUGGGACAUCCUCCUGCUGAUCGAUACGCUGCAAACAAUCCUCCAUACUGGCACUUUGAUGAAUGUCAUCAUCAUUGGCAUUUCGUCGCUUAUGCGGACUAUGAACUCAUGAGCGCAGACAGCAACAAUAUCAUUCUCAAAGGCCACAAGAAUGGAUUCUGCCUUGAAGACUUGAAAUGUGACCCCGGAUAUGAGAAGAAGUACACUUGCACCAAUCAAGGAAUCACCAUGGGAUGCGCAGAUAUCUAUGAACGCAAUCUUGCAUGCCAAUGGAUCGACAUUACGGACCUUGACCAAACUCCUGGCUACUCUGAUCAGACUCCGUAUACCCUCAAAGUAACAAUCAAUCGUCAGAAAUUCUUCCCGGAACUGGAUUAUGGAAACAACGCAAGGCCUCAGGCUCUCGUUCUGAUUAUCAAAUGCAGAACCAAUUCUUUACGACCUGCCGGAGGGGCGACUUCUGAUGACAAUGACUUUUUGCAUCAGGUCGACAAACCUCAACAACUCAUUGAUCGCAUUAAAUUAAAUAUUACGGCGAUCGACCGAUUGCACUCGCGAUCACUAGUUGCUUUAUCCAAUGAUGACAGUGUGAAAAGCAAUCGCAAGGUAGAAUCUCUCCAAGAAGAAACAAACCGGCUCUUUCAGAAAGCUCGUGAAAAUGUGAAAGCUAUGGCUACUGCUACAAAACGAAUGAAGGGAUAUGAAGGAAAUGUCCGCCGUGCUCAACAAUCUCAACUUGCGAAAAAGUUGAUGAAUGCCUACAAGUAUCAAGGAGUCCAGGAAAGCUUCAAGAAUAAGCGGAAGCAAAGAAUGGAACGUGAAUACAGAGUUGGUAAAUUGAUUGUGACUUCAGGUCGACCAAAUGCUACUGCCUCUGAAAUCGAAAACGCUAUCGAGCAUGCUAGUGGUCCUACAUACUCUCAACAAAUCCUCACUAUUGGCGUUGGUGAACAACGUCAUGCUCUAGAAGAAGUACAAAACCGGCAAGUCGAAUUUCAAAAGGUUGAACAGAAUAUUGUACAACUUUUCAAUCUCUUCCAAGACAUGCAAGUGUUACUAGAUACGCAACAAGAGCAAAUCGCCCAGGUUGAUCAACACGUCGAUAACACCAUUGCCUAUGUUGAAGAUGGUUCAAGGGAAAUGCAAAAGGCGGUGGUGCAUCGCACUAAUACUCGAAAGAAGAUGUGGUACUUGUUUAUGGCUGCCAUUAUUCUCAUCGCAGUCAUUGCAGCAACAGUAUACUUCGCCUUCUUCAACAAUGGCAAAUAA